Messenger RNA from Daucus carota subsp. sativus, 668 nucleotides. Its product is annotated as large ribosomal subunit protein eL31. The transcript has 3 exons. Lineage: Eukaryota; Viridiplantae; Streptophyta; Magnoliopsida; Apiales; Apiaceae. The record is from RefSeq and is a predicted model, not a curated record. The coding region runs from base 172 to 534 and encodes 120 amino acids. Gene Ontology annotation, cellular component: cytosolic large ribosomal subunit; ribosome. Gene Ontology annotation, biological process: cytoplasmic translation. Gene Ontology annotation, molecular function: structural constituent of ribosome.
AAGGGUUGGUUUUGGGCCAGGCCGAAGGGGGGAUUGGAUUUUGGAAGGGUCACAAGGUGUAUUACCCAUAAAACCCCCGAUACACAGUACAAUAGGGUUUUGUUUAUCACCAUCGUCCUCCUCCCAUCUCCUUCGUCUGUAUCAAAACCCUAGGUUAGUCCAGAAGCAAAAAUGGUGGAAAAGACCAAAGGAAGAAAGGAAGAGGUGGUCACCAGAGAGUACACCAUCAACCUUCACAAGCGUCUUCAUGGCUGCACCUUCAAGAAGAAGGCUCCGAAUGCCAUCAAGGAAAUUAGGAAGUUUGCGCAGAAGGCGAUGGGCACGACGGAUGUCCGUGUGGAUGUCAAGUUGAACAAGCAAAUUUGGAGUAGGGGGAUUAGAAGUGUACCAAGGAGGGUUAGAGUUCGCAUUGCUCGCAAGCGGAAUGAUGAUGAAGAUGCCAAGGAAGAGCUUUACUCCCUUGUGACUGUUGCAGAGGCUCCGACCGGUCUUAAGGGACUAGGUACACUAGUCAUUGAAGAAGAUGAUGAAUGAUUCAAUUCAUCUCCUUUUUUGAGUGUUAUCGGGCUUCUUUCUUAGCUGCUGCUUUCAUUUUUUUUCAUCAUGUUCCGGAUCAGCUUUUGUUUGUUAAGAUGAUAUGCAAUUUAAGAUUUGGAAAAGUUUUUGCA